This is a messenger RNA of Gallus gallus (chicken), 11758 nucleotides long. RefSeq names its product zinc finger FYVE-type containing 16 (gene ZFYVE16). The coding region runs from base 4263 to 8780 and encodes 1505 amino acids. Lineage: Eukaryota; Metazoa; Chordata; Aves; Galliformes; Phasianidae. Gene Ontology annotation, cellular component: early endosome membrane. Gene Ontology annotation, molecular function: metal ion binding. The transcript is spliced from 17 exons. The record is from RefSeq and is a predicted model, not a curated record. Gene Ontology annotation, biological process: endosomal transport; protein targeting to lysosome.
GAUGAAGGAGGCAGUUUUGUGACAGCAUGACAGUCCUGUUUUGGCUAACAGCUGUGGGAGUGAGCAGUUAACGUUUCAGCAUGGAAUCUUGAAAGUCACAGGAUCCACAGUAAGAACUCUUGCUUCAUUAACUGUGAAAUGAAUAUUAAUUAAAACCCCUGAGUAUGAUAAUGAGCUCUAAGAACAACUACUAAGCAUAUCUGAUUGUUGUACUCAAUUUUCAACCAAAACUAUGUUAAAUGUCCUUCUGGGGAUGGGGAACAGGUAAGGUUAGGAUGUAAGGGAAAAAAGUCCCUUUGGGAGUGGGAAAUUAUUGAAAGUGCUCAAUGAAAGCCUGGGGGGUGCUGUCAGGCAGACAUCACUUGUUUGAAACCAUGAAAGCCCUUGUGGGGGAGCUGUGGCUGAGAAAGUCAAAGCUGGAUGCUUAACAUGACACAUGGCUAAGGAAGAGCUUUGAAUGGGAGACUUAGAGCGAGCUUGUUUAAAAACAAACCAGGUGCUUACCUAGAGAAGUGAAAAAGUAGUCUGAUGUGCCUUUUUGUAAUAAAGUAAUGAAAAAUAUUGAAGCUUAGAGAUGUUCUAUCAGCAAAAUAAAGGCUGUUAACUGGUAAGUAUGGAAUUUUGCCAAGUCACGUAUGUGGAAGCCCUGGUGAUAGGUGUGUUCUGUUCUUUAGUGGAACUGGAUAUCCAUUAAGUAAGACAUAAAUAAGGACAAACAGUGUGGUGAGAGCUAAUGACUUGUAAUCAUUCAAAAUAUUUAGAAUGUGACCUAUGUCUGUCCUUUAAUACUUGAAAACCAUCUUUUGUGUAUUUCUGUCUGAAGAAAUGAGUACCUCAUGGCUUCUCUUGUUAUCGGGCCUUGUAGCUUAGUCGUAAGGCAGAGUGUAAAAUGUCUAAAAGAAAUAACAGACCUUUUUAGCUCAGUUUAGUACUUUCAUCUGUGAAAGUAAGUCUUCAGAGCUGAUCUGCAAACUGAGUUACCCAAUUUAACAGUAACUACCUUCCCCAGUCUGAACUGUCUUUCUGAAAAAAAGCUUUCUCAGGUCUUCCCCUUUAAACUGACUUCUACUGUGUUAGAAGCUAGCUGUUAACACUGUGCUGUAGUCAUUUUAUGCUUUGGUUAUUUUCUUCUGUUUUUGAGAAGGACUGGUUCACAUCUCCCAGUCCCCUAGCAUAUAAAUAUUUGUCUUAAGAUGAAAGCGUGCAGUCUUUGGCAGACAGUGAUUUAACCAUGGCUUAAAACUUAAGGCUUUUUGCUUUGAAAGAAUUAUACGAAAUUGAGCCAGUGGGAAUCUCAAGUUGUAUGCCUUACUGUACUGUGAAGGAUUUAAGAUCUCAGAGACCAUAUUUUAAUAAUCUAUAAUCCACUUGGAGACAAUCUUGUGACAGUAUUCAGAUAACUAGAAGGUGUGUUUAGAAAAUAGCUUCCAGCAGAGGAUACCUGCCUUUCAACCCUUGGAAGGUGGCAGCAGCACGUAAGGGAUUGAUUCAAGUCCUGAAUGUAUCUGUUAGGUGCACAGAUCAGGCUUCCCUGUUUCUCUGCCUGGUGGUGAUGCUUUGCUAUUUAUCUGCUUCCCCUUCUGGCGUGGUGGCAUUCAGUUCUUAUGUUCAUACAAAGACCUAAUCUCAAUGAAAACUGAGGAAAAAGUUUAAAAAGGAAAAAAAAAGUUGUUAUUGCUUCCUGCUCAUUGUAACUGGACAAAUCAAAACUGAACAACUCAAAACUCACGUGGUGUAAGAAAUGUUAAAAGGGCAGGUUGUUUGUGGAACAGUUCCUCUAAAAGCUGCAGUGCAAAGAUCUGCGUGUGUAAACAACUGCAGUCACUGCUUCCACACCCAGUAGUCUCCUUCCUGUCUGCUCAUGCACUUUCCCUGCCAUAUAAAAUUUCUAUCUUAGUCGCUUGUUUUCGGGAUGCUUUUAGGCACGGGUGGAACUUUUACAGAAAUUCCUAUGUAUUUUUAAAAAUACGGUGAUGCUGCUAGUUUCAGAUGGUUAGAAGUAGAAUUCUUGAAAUUCUUGAAAGUUACAUUCAGAGUGAGUGCAAUUUGGUGAAACAAACAGCUUCAACGGGCUGUUUUUGUGCAAGAAAGCAAACAGAUAUUUAGCAAAACUGUAUCACCAGAACUUCUUCAUGGCUUACAAUUCACUUCUGUUUUAAUGUUAACGCUGGGAUAGGCAAGUAUAGUUGAGCCAAAAAUGUAAGAUAAUCCCAUUCCUGAAACAUAAUAUCAAAUGAGCAGGAUUUUAGUUUAAUGGUGAUAAUACGUAUACAAGGAUUAAGAACAGAGAGAUAAGAGAUGGAUAAGAAGGGAUUACUGCUUGUCUUCCCUAUUGCUGUAGUAAUUUUGGGGAGAUGGGGGAGGGGAAAAGGAAAAGAGUUUCGGGGACCCUUCUAGAAGAGACGAAAAUCUUCAAGAGAGACUAGCUAAAUAAGAGGAAUCGUAUAGUAAUCAUUUGAAGUUAUUUCAGCUGUUCAAAAUACUUUAUUACCUCAGAUGGAACCAUUUUAUUCUAAAACUACAUGGAAUUAUGUAAAUGUGAUAUUAUUGCCUUAGGAUGAGGUAUUUAUCAUGGUGCGUUUCUGAUCUUCCUCUGGAAAUAAUAUAUACCUUAUACACUGAUGUAAUCAAUGUUGGCACAGAACUCAGCUCUUUUGUACACUCAAUUCUUUUCCAUGUUUGAUAGAGAUCGUUGGGCCAAAAGUGUCUUCCGCUUAGCCAUUCGGUGUCAUAAUCAAAUAGUGCAUGUAUGUGUAGUUCAAAAUCCAUUAUUUGCUAAGAAUGAAAAAUGCCAUGCACAGUCCAGAAGUCUUUUAAAGGGUAAAAAUAGUUGAAAUUAUUAUUUGCCUUUUCCUGGUAUAUUUUAUGAAAUAUCAUAGAAUUAUUUGUAAAAGCUUCAGAUGUCCCUGAGGUAAGUAAAUGAAACUCAUUUCAGAGGUGGUCUUUAUGUCUUCUCUGCUGCUGGUAGCCAUCUGUUUCGUUGACGGCUAGGUUUUUUGUUUUGCUUUUAAAUUAUUGUGAGUUUUAAUGUGUUCAGCAUUCUGAUUACUGUAAACUGGGAGCUUAAUUUGCGGGGAUGUAAAUUGGUGUUUUUUGUACAACAAAGAGUGAAGCAGAAGGAUUUACAAGUCCUUGUCAGGACAUUGUGCCAUGCUAGUGUCUUUCACUUUGGAGACCUGUUCUUGAAAGAAAAACAAACAAACAAAAAAAGUGCAUGUCUGUCUAUCCCUAUAGCAAUUUGGUUUGGCUUUUUGUGGGAUUAGGCAAGAGUGGCUGCCAACACAAAGACCUGGGGUGCGUGGGGCUGAGGAGUGGUGACUGGUCUGUGACUGCUUCUUUCUGUCAUGGCUGCUACUCCAUUAGCUGCAGCAGAAGUUGUCCCUGAAUGAUAAGGAUGUGUAAGAAAUCCCCACAGAGAAUAAGCUCAGCAUUAUGUAUUUCUUAAACCUGUUUCCUGAUAAACCUUCAGUAUUUGUACUUUAUAUAAUCUCUUUAGUAACUUUUGACCAUCAGUUUCGUUAGUGUCCAUAAACAUAUGCUGUAAGGACGAGAUCUACAGUUUGUUUUCUUUUAAUAAUAUAUAAGCUAUAUAUAGCAUCUUCCUGAGUAGCAGGAAAACUAGGCAGACCUUUAGAGGUUUCCAGACACAAGACUAAAGAUAUCUGAGUCCCUUUGGGUUACUUUCAGGUAAGGUAGAUAACGUCUUGAUUAUGUGACAGGUAAUCGCAUGUUAUGGGUAUUCAGACGUGAAAAAGAUGUAGGGUUAAGAAUCUCCUCAAGGUGAUCAAAAAGGCAUAACAUCUGGAGACUGGAAGUCUUCAUUAAACAAACAAAAUGGUGUUUUAGGAUACAGACUGUGCAUUGCAAAUUGCUUUCUGGUGAGUUGCCAGGUAUCUAAAAUGAGACGUUUUUUUCUUAAUGGUUUUUUGCGGGUCUCAUAGAAGGUUAAUGGGUUUUAUGUUCUGAGUGGGGUGGAGAUGAACUAAAUUACCAUGCUAGAUUUUUUUUUCCUGGCCUUGAAGGAAAAUUUAAGAGGAUUUAAAGGCAAGUCAUUGAGCAUGAAGUACAUAGAAGCUGAUGCAUUGCAGUCAUCUGUAUAACAUUUUAUUUUAUAGACAGAAAAUUUUCUUUAAAAUACUUCCUGGAAGUUAUUGUCUAAUAACGGAAACAGUUUGACUUUGUGAAUAGCAGAAUAUGAGUGAAUCAUUGCAUUUUUCUUCUUAGGUUUAAGAGGCCUAAAGCCAGACUAGAACUUAACUAGAAUGGACACAUACUUUAAAGCUGCAGUCUGUGACUUGGACAAACUACUGGAUGAAUUUGAACUCAAUACAGAUGAAUGCGACCUCUCCAGAGCUCCUCAAAAUCCAUAUGAUUCAAAACAUCAUUCCCUUCCUUUGGAUUUGGAUUUCUUGCAACGCGUAUACCCAACACAAAAACUGCAGGAGAAUGCUAACAGUUAUACUGCGUCAGAAGAAAUCUCUCAAGCCAGCCACACCAGACCAAAUGAAGGGAUUCUGAAUUGUUCAUCACAAAAUGAGAGGAGUGUUUCUGGGCCUGAUAUUUUGACCAUUGUGAACAGUGCUUUCUCAGAAGGAAGUCAGGGUUCAAACCUGGGAAGUAGUGUACCUAUGUGUGAUCUUGUUAAUGACAUAAGUAACUUGAUCCGUUCAGCAGGUGCUAAUGUAGAUACUCAGAAAUUGCAGCCAGGUGACUCUCAAUGUAGUGAAGACUGUUUGAGUGUCUUUGGCAAAUCUUGCAUACCUCUCCCUGAUGAUCUGUUUUCAUUGGGUUGCAGAGGUGUUUCAUAUACAGAGCAGAAUGAUGGGGACUCAAUGCUACAACAUUCAGGACCUCUUAAAACAGAAGAGAGUAAUCAAUUAGCUUUAAAAUCAGGUGUUUUUGCUAAAGCAGAGGUUUCAGAUCUGUGUGAUUAUCACUUCAAUUUAAAGAUACAGUCCUGUAUUGAAGUAUUUGAUCAUCUUGAACAAACUGCUCACCCUAAUACUGCGUGUGUCUCUGAAACAUUACAGAAUUCAAAUGUGUACGAUCCCAAAGAUGAGACAGCAUGUGAAAAAUUGCCUUCUGAGCCACCAGAUGGAAGCAUGUGCUCUCCAGUGAGUGAAGAGAUACAUGGAGGAAAUGCUGCAGAAAGUAUAACCUCGGAAGAUGAGUGUAAAGUGGAAUCCACUCCUUCUGAUCUGCUGCAUAGACAUCAGUUGGACAAAAGCCACAGAACAUUACCUGAAAGUCAUACUUUACAAGGCUCCACAUGUCAAACUGGGGCUGAAGUAGAACUAGAAGAGAAAAUUACAGAAGAUAAUGUGGGUAGUGAAGAAGUUGCUGGCACUGCAGUACUAAACAGUGCUUUACCUUUAUGUGUAUCAGUCGAGGAUGUCCAGACGUCACUGCCACAUCUUCCACCACUUCCUGUAUCUCAAGGUGGUUCCUCAGUUUUAACAGAAGAAGUUGCUAAUUCUCUACCUCAGAAUGAAAUAGCAGAGGUUAUUAGUGACAGUUUAACAGCUGAUCUCUCUGAUUGUGAAUCCUACAAAGAGACUGACUUACAUGAACAGGAAGGAUAUUUAACUAAAAUCAAGCAAAUUGUUGUAGAAAAAAGAGACGGAGAGACAUGUAAUACUGAGAAUGUAAUUGAAGAUAGUGAUUCUGGUCAAAUCAAAGCUAUUGCUUCUACUUUUUUGGAGUAUGAAGCUGAGCCAUAUGGUCUUGAUAUAGACUGUUACUACAAUGAAAGUAUUAGCCAAAUUGUAGCUGACUUUACUGUUGAGGAGAAUAUUGUUGAAAGUAAUAGUCUUGUAAGUGAUGCAGAGCUUGACGAAUUCUUGUAUGGGCAAAGUCAUCUGUCCAGUUCAUUGAAUUCUUUAAGCAAUAGUAAUAACUUAAUGACAGCUGACACAGAAGUGAAUUUGGGAGAUGAGAACCUGGAUUUCACAAAGGUUACUGAAGAACAUGCUCAGACAAAACUGGAGGAUAUAACUAGCAUUAGUAGUGACCUUGAAGUCUCUCUUGCUGCCCAUAAGGUGAAACCUCUAGCAGAGGAGAGUGUGUUUCAUAUUCAAAAUGUGACUGAGCACGAUAGUGAUGCACGAGUUUCAAAGCUUCCUACUGAAGGUGCAAGACCAAAGCUGUUGUGUGACAGUACACAAGGAGCUGUUGGUCAGAGACAACUGAAUCAAACACAUGUGCUUGAGAGAGCAGUUACUCCAGAAGCUCCCUUCUCAAGGAACAGCAUUACUUCUGACGGAAAUUCUGAACCUGCUGGGGAAAAUGGCACUGAAGCAGGAAAAAGUCAAACAUUUCAAAGUGUAGAAUCACUUAAAACACCUGCAGCUCUUCUGCAGAAGCAACCGUUGUGGGUUCCUGAUUCAGAGGCACCCAACUGCAUGAACUGUCAAGUGAAGUUCACGUUUACAAAAAGACGACACCACUGUCGUGCAUGUGGAAAAGUUUUUUGUGGCGGCUGUUGCAAGCGAAAGUGCAAACUACAGUACAUGGAGAAGGAAGCAAGAGUCUGUACUCGCUGCUAUGAUGAUAUUAAUAAAGCACAGGCAUUUGAAAGGAUGAUGAGUCCAACAGGUCCUGUCCCUAAUUCCAGUGUCUCCUCUGAGAAUUCUUCUGCUCCACCUUUGCAGGAAGCCUGUAUACCUGGUAGUGCCAGCUGUCCCUUAUUUUCUUCACCGUUGCCCGUUUCAGCACUUAAACAAUCUGACAACGAAGAGCUAUGCCCCAAAGAACAGAAGAGAGUUUGGUUUGCAGAUGGUAUUUUGCCGACUGGUGAAGUGGCAUAUACAACAAAGCUUUCAUCUGGAGCAAAGAGGUCAUCCCAGGACGCAGUACGCCCUGAUCUGCCAGAGCUGCAUGUGGCUGCAAAUGCAGAGGAAGCUGACAUGCUAACUGAUGUAAAUUCAAAACCAAAAGAAGAAAUGGAUGGUAUUACAAGAAUGGAGGGACUGUGUCCUUCUGUUCCCUCAGAGGAUGCACAACAGACCAUUUCCAGCCAGAGUGAGAUGACCGAUGGUGAUAAAUCUCUGACUCCAGACACUACAGAGUGUUCUUCUGCCAUGGAAUCUGGGAAGACUAGUACUAAUUUAGUAGAUUGGACUAAAAGUGAAAUGCCUGUUAGUCCUACAAGUUACGGAGCGCUCUGUGGUGUUGAAAACUGUGUUCGGAAAGACGUCGACCUUCUUCCAGAUGGUGAUAAACUGCCACCGCUUCUGCUUGCCAUGGGUGAAAGAGGAAAAGAUCCUCUAGUGGAAGAGCAUCUGUCUCACCAACAGGUCGCCUUGCUUCUUGAGAAAGGAGGUGCCGGUCCGUUAACUUUUAUCCUAAAUGCAAACUUGCUUGUGAAUGUCAAGUUAAUAUCUUAUUCUUCAGAAAAAUGCUGGUACUUCUCAACAAACGGGCUACACGGUUUGGGGCAGGCAGAAAUUGUCAUUCUGUUGCAGUGUUUGCCAGAUGAGAAGACUUUUCCUAAUGAAAUAUUCAAAUUAUUUAUUGACAUCUAUAAGAAUGCAGUAAAAGGAAGGCUACUAAGAAACAUGGAAAAUGUCACAUUUAGUGAAAAUUUUCUCAGUAACGAAGACCAUGGAGGAUUCCUGUUUGUUUCACCAACUUUCCAGAAACUUGAUGAUUUAAUGCUACCAGAUAACCCUUUUCUUUGUGGCAUUCUAAUCCAUAAGCUGGAAAUACCAUGGGCUAAAGUUUUUCCAAUCCGUUUAAUGUUGAGACUGGGAGCAGAAUAUGGAGUAUAUCCAACUCCUCUAGUAAGUUUCAGACAUCGAAAGCCACUCUUCAGAGAAAUAGGACACACAAUUAUGAACCUACUUGUUGACCUUAGAAACUAUCAAUAUACUUUGCAUACCAUAGACAACCUAUUUGUUCAUGUGGAAAUGGGUAGAAGCUGUAUUAAAAUACCCUUCGGGAAAUACAAUCAAGUGAUGAAGGUGAUAAAUUCCUCUAAUGACCAUGUAAUUAGCAUUGGAGCCAGUUUUAAUACUGAAGCAGAUUCUCACUUUGUGUGUGUGCAGAAUAAGCAGGGUAUCUAUCAUACACAAGCAAACAGCACUAACAAACAUCCUCGGAAAGUUACAGGUGCAAGUUUUGUGGUAUUUAAUGGAGCCUUAAAGACAUCUUCAGGAUUUCUAGCUAAAUCCAGUAUAGUUGAAGAUGGAUUAAUGGUCCAAAUAACACCAGAAACAAUGGAAAGCCUACGUCAAGCAUUAAGAGACAAGAAGGACUUCAAAAUAACUUGUGGCAAAGUGGAUGGAGAAGGUCUAAAAGAAUAUGUAGAUAUUUGCUGGGUGGAUGAUGAAGAAAAAACAAACAAAGGAAUUUUAAGCCCAGUAGAUGGAAAAUCGAUGGAAGGAACUUGGAGUGAAAAAAUACCACACAUCAGAGACUUCGAAAGAAAAGGAAAAGUUCUGAAGUGUACUGAAGUGUAUUAUUUCCUAAAGGACCAUGAACUACCCAGUCCUGUUCAUCUCCAGUUUGCUAAAGACAUUGCUGCUGCCUGCAGCGCUGCUCUUUGCCCACACCUUAAAACCCUGAAGAAGAAUGGGAUGAAUAAGAUAGGCCUGAGAGUUUCGGUUGACUCAGAUAUGGUUGAGUACUUGGCAGGAUCUGGAGGUCACCUUUUUCCACAGAAGUACCUGAAUGAAUUGGACAAAGCUCUGAUUCCUGUGAUCCAUGGUGGGAUGUCAGAUCCUGCAAGCUUACCGCUGAAAAUGGAAUUGGUAUUUUUCCUUCUGGAACAUUUAUUUUGAGACCAGUUUCUGGCAGGAUACUGGUUUGCUAGCUUCGAACACCAAAGCUUAAUGCAACAAACACUAAAGAGCAAAUUUCCUAAAACUGUUUUGAUUUUAAUGGAUUCUCAAAAUGAACUUAAACAAAAUAGGAACCCAACUUCCAUCUGUUACUUUACCAUAGAAACAAGUGUAGCCUGUAAUGUUCUCUAACAUUCUGAAACCUUACACUUACUACAGUUGCAGAAGAAGGCAGUUGCUUACCUCUGUACACUGCUGUAGCGCUGACACUGUGUAGUGUAACUUCCAGCUGUGCUAUCUUGCCUCCUAAGUACUCAGAUAAGUAUUAAAGAAAUUGCUGCAGUCAGAUCUAAUCUCAACCUGACGCAUGUGCUUUCCAAGUGCAAAGAACUUUUUUGCCGUUUGAGGUUCUAACAUGAGGUCUUAGGUAGCUGACUGCAUACUUCACACGUCAGUAUGAAUACAGGUGGACACCUCUUGACACUUGUAUUCGAUCAGCACAAGGAAUCACAGAAUGGCUCAGAGUGGAAGGGACCUUAAAUAUCACCUACUUCCAAUCCCCCUGCCGUGGCAGGUGUCCCCCCACCAGGUGAGGCUGCCCACAGCCUCAUCCAACCUGGCCUUGAGCAUCUCCAGGGAUGGAGCACCACAGCUUCUCUGGGUAAACAGUUUCUUGCUAACAUCUAACCUAAAUCUCCUCUCUUUUAGCUUAAAUCCCUUCCACCUUGUCCCAUCACUGUCAGACUGUGUAAAUGUUAAGCUUCCUUUGAGUACUGGAAGGGUGCCAUCACAUCUCCCAGGAGCCUUCUCUGGCAUAGUGCAUGCAGGCUGGGGUCCCCAGCACAGUGCAGAGAUGUUGGACUUGGGUCCAGAGGAGAGCCAUGGAGAUGAUGAGAGGGCUGGAGCACUUCUCUUACAAAGAAGCAGUGAGGGAGCUUGUUUCUUCCAAACCUCAUUAGAUUCCCAUGGUCCCGCUUUUCAAGCCUGUCCAGGUCCAUCACGAUGGCAUCCCUUCCUUCUGUUCUAUCAGCUGCACUACUCAGCUUGCUGAGGCUGCAGUCGAUGCAACUGUCUAUCUUCCUGAUGAAGACGCUCAGGGGCACUGGCACUGGUCCCAAGACAGACCCCCAGGGGGACACUGCUCAUUACCCACCUCUGCUUGGCUAUAGAUCCACUGACCACAUCUUUCCAGCCAUCGUAUAUUCCACUCUUCAAAACCCACAUCUCUCCAAUUUAGAGAGAAGGAUGUGGUGGGGGGACCAUGUCAAAGGCCUUGCAGAAAUCCAGGUAGAUGACAUCGGUUGCCCUUCCUUUGUCCACAGAUGCUGUCACUCUAUCACAGAAGGUCACCAGAUUGGUCAGGCAAGAUCUGCCCUUGGUGAAGCUGUGCUGGCUGCCUUGGAUCGCCUGCUUGUUUUGCAUGUGCCUUAACACAUGUUCCAGGAGGAUCUGCGCCAUGAUCUUCCCAGGUGCAGACCCACCUGGCCUGUAGUGCCCCAGCUGCUCUUGCGCUGCUCUUACAGUGAAGGGAUUUUGCUCACCUAGCCUCAGCCUAGAUGUUCAGGGACAUAAUGGGCAUGGAAAGCCUGACUGGCAGCGGAGACCCAGUCAGUCUUCUCCACAUCUGCCGUAUUUCGUUCUCCCUUCUAAGUUAUCAGAGGGGGUACGCUCUCCUUCGCCUGUCUUUCAACCAAUGUACCACAGAAUCUCUUCUUGCUAUUUUUCGCAUCCCUUGCCAGGUUUAGGUCCACCUGUGCCUUGGCUUUUCUGAUUCCAUCUCAGCAGGACAGCUGGCCCCGUUACCUUAUUGGAGGAGCCCUUACAAACUCCUCUGGGACAAACCGGAGGUUUUCCCCCCUUCCUCCCUGAAGUGACAGUGUUCCCUGGCUCUUCUCUGUCACUCAGCAGUACAUCCCCUUCCCUCAUCAAAUCUAUCUUAAGAGAAAAACUGCAAUUAAGUUGACAACAGCACUGUCGGUGAAGUCCUGACUUAGGGUGCCAUGCCGGUGCUUCAGGACCAUGUGCUUCUGAAUUCCUUUUUGUAGAAAAACUGAGGUAACUCUUGACUUUUUAGGGAUUUGUCUUACUAAAACAGAUGCUAUUUUUAUAAACGCUGAUCUUUCUUUCUUCUGCGCGGUGUGCAAAGGUCCCGAUGCAGUCUGACCUCUCAAGGAUUAAGAAGCAGCCAGAUUAUCCUUGAAGUAAUCUGAGCGUAGCAAUAAGACGGGAAUUCUGCACUCUCUUUUCUGCUUCCCUCUCCUGCUUUUCUUUCCCCUCGGUAGCCUCCUUUCUCUUCAGGGAGGACAAACGUAUUAAGUGUGAGUUUUCACCAUCAGAUUUAGUAUUGUACGUAUUUUUUAUAGUGGGUCCUUAAAAUCUAUUUAUGUACUCGGGAUGCAUGUGAUUUGUACCGAGGUUCCACGAACCGAGGUUUGGUAACUGCCACAACCGUUUACCAAGAAGAGAACAAGGAAACCAAGUCCCAGUCGCUAUUGUUGUCAGUCAAAAUGCUGGCACAGGUUUGUGGGACUAUUCACCUUUUGCUGUCUUCUCGAUGCUCUAUGGGGAUAUUUCACGUGUUUGUCUCAGACACAACUUGUAGCGUAACCUCAUCAGCUCUGCGCUUAGAAAACGAGCGACGGAACAUUCCAGGCCCGCGGCCUGGAGGACACUGGGGAUACAUUUGAGCCGAUUCUUCGGCAGGACUGUCGUUCCGGAGGGCUGCUGGGGGCUGCACGGCGGGCAGCUGCGUGCAACGAGGCGCGCCUCGCUGCCACCGCGCAACCUCACCGUCGCUUCCUCUGGUAACCCAACGUAGCGAGGUGGCGGGGGCCUUCCCGCGCUCCAGCGUCUCCCUGAGCCGGGAGGGGCGUAACGGACGUCUGCGCCGUCAGGUAACCAGAGGAACCGUUCUGCCGUUGAUCCUGUACUAACGAUCUCUAAGAGUUAAAUAAAGCUUCUCUCUUAUUUAAAUAAAA